This is a messenger RNA of Penicillium egyptiacum, 378 nucleotides long. The record is from the annotation of a GenBank genome assembly. NCBI's taxonomy places the organism in Eukaryota, Fungi, Ascomycota, Eurotiomycetes, Eurotiales, Aspergillaceae.
AUGGUGAACUUGCGAGAUAUUCUCUCGGAAGCUAGCGACCUCCGCCUAGGAGUACCCUGCUUACUUGUUGACGAAACUCCCGGUCAAGGCGGAUCUCACACAGCAUUUAAGAUCGUCUUUGAGGACUCUGUAAAGUGGGCUGCUCGAGUCGGUCACGAUUCCAAUAACUGGAAAAACGGGCUACGCGCAGUGAAAACCUUCCUGUGCUUGAAACAACAAUGUACGGCAAUCAAAGCAUCAACCCUAUUGUUCAGCUCAAAACACCCGGUCCUGUAUUCGGAACGGGUCAGUGGCGCGCCACUGGCUAUUUGGAAUCUCCAAAUCCCCCAGAUUCAACGCGAAGUAUUCCUGGAUGACAUGGCCGAUUUCUUGCUCUAA